Fundulus heteroclitus (mummichog) is the source of this 580-nucleotide messenger RNA. It is a transcript of the gene fabp4b, whose product is annotated as fatty acid binding protein 4b. Lineage: Eukaryota; Metazoa; Chordata; Actinopteri; Cyprinodontiformes; Fundulidae. The record is from RefSeq and is a predicted model, not a curated record. Gene Ontology annotation, biological process: fatty acid transport. The coding region runs from base 69 to 470 and encodes 133 amino acids. The transcript is spliced from 4 exons. Gene Ontology annotation, cellular component: cytosol; nucleus. Gene Ontology annotation, molecular function: fatty acid binding.
GUCACAUCGCCUGUGUGCGCUUUAAGACCGUGGAGCGUUUGGUGUGACUGAGUUCCUUCUCUGGCAUCAUGAUCGACCCAUUUGUUGGAACGUGGUCUUUAGAUACCAGCGAAAACUUUGAUGAAUACCUGAAAGAAGUCGGUGUUAACGCUCUCAAGCGGGGGGUGGCCACUGCCUCCAGCCCUGAUGUGGUGAUCAGCAAGGCCGAUGAUGGGUUCAUUUCCAUGAAGGCUGGCAACAUUAUGACGCCGCACAAGAUCAAGUUCAAACUGAACGAGGAGUUUGAUGAGACCACAAUAGAUGGCCGCAAAGCAAGGUCCACCUUCACCAUAGAGAAUGGCAAACUUGUGCAGAAACAGUCCUGGGACGGUAAGACUACAACCCUGGUGAGAGAGAUUAAAGAGGGAAAACUUAGAGUGGAAUGUACCAUGGGCGACAUUACUUCGGUUAGGGUCUAUAAAAAAAAGUGAAAUAACCUCCGUCUGACAACAUUAAGACACAUGCAUUGAAUUUUUUGAAGAGCUGGUGUGAUGUGAUGCUACUUUCUGUUCAAUUUUAAUAAAAAUCAGUUCAACCAUGA